Molecule: messenger RNA, 261 nt
Organism: Penicillium verrucosum
Lineage: Eukaryota; Fungi; Ascomycota; Eurotiomycetes; Eurotiales; Aspergillaceae
Exons: 3
Source: RefSeq, a predicted model, not a curated record
CCUAAAGGGUCUGUUUUCUAUGCCAAGUCUGGGGUAGUGAGAAAUCUGCAUCAAAUCUGCAUCUCGACACGGAAAGUGUUACCAAAUACUGCAGAUUAUGGCCUAGACAUUACAUUCGUCAAUACCCAAGGCUCUACAGAGGACUACGUCUACAUGUAUACCUAUGUUACAGCUAACGUCGCCACAGGCAGCCACGGUAAACACGGCUCUGCUAUAGCUAUUUCGCCUCUUUUCAAAGUCAAUGAUAUGCUGCAGAUGUGA